GUAGCUCGGGCUCGGUGUGUUGGAGAGAGCAGGAUUGAGCACGAGCUCAUUUUGAAAAUACUGGCGGUUACUGCGCAGGAGGCGCGAGCGGAGGUUGAGGAGUUUACACACGUUAAGGGCUGGACGACUAUUUUACACAGUAUGGAAUAUAGAGUGAUAAGCAACUUUGCUAUGCCAGCAGCUAAUGAAAAUGAAUUUUUUUGAGACUGGUGCUACCUUAUCAAAAUCCUCCUUUCUUCAAUCAGUAUAAUGUUUCUCUUCACAUGCCUCUACAUGUAGCAGAAUAUUUUUCAGAAUUUACUAUGGAAGUUAAGGACUUUUCAUGUACGCAUGAAAAACCCUGUGAAGUUCAUCAGACAGCUGAAGGUAUUUCUGAAGCAAAUGAAAUUGAAUGUUGUGAAUUUGGAGCCAAAUGGAGAAUAUGCAAAAAUAAACCAAGCAACGGAACCACAAUGGUUCCUGAAACACACUUUUCAGUUUUUCAGACUGAAGACACUCUUUCUGAUCAAAUGUUGAAUUUUUCUUUGAGUGGAAUAACAUAUGAAGACAAAUUUGAUGGUGCAAAGGUUGAUGAAUCAGAUACCACUACCAAUGCUCACGAGAGUUUGUUCACAGAAAAAUAUAAUGGCGAUGACGCAUUACUACCUAUUCCAAGCCAGAACUGGAGUUACUUUGAAUCUUUUAUAAAUGAAAACAAAGAAGAAUUUUUAGAUCUCUGUGCAACAAAUGACUUUUCAACUAACUUAAUUAGUGAAGAAGACAGUGACAGUUUUUUGUUUGAUGAUGAAUCAACUCUAAGUAGUGAUGUCUGUUCACUGAAGAUAAGAUAUGAAUCUUUUCAAGACAAUGUGAGAGAGAAAACAAAUGCUUUUCAAGAUGAUGCACAACUUCAUUUUUUUCCCAGUAGCCGAUGUAAUGGAACCAAAAAAGGUAUGAAAAGCCCCAUAAAAAAGAGUUCUGCUUCUGUUCAAGCAGAGAGAAAGGAACAUGACAGUUCAGAACAUAGCACGUUGUAUGAAUUAGAAAGUAACAAAUGCCUUCUGUCGGGUGUUUUUAUGGAUAACUGGAAGGAUGGUGAGAAUUCAAUAGAUUCAGUUUGUUUAUCAUCCAUUCUAAAUGAAGAUAGAGGAAAUUGGAAGUUAUUGAGGAAAAGCGCUGAAAGGUAUUCAAAUCAAACCAAUUACACCUUGAGGGCAAAAAGGCAAAUACGGUAUAGUGAUGAUUAUUUAUAUGAUGUUGAUUCUUUAGAGACCAUGAAAACUUUGGGCAAAAAGGAUCAUGUGGUAAAUGCUCCACGAGAAGAUGAUGAUGACUGGUGCCCUCGGAAAAGGAAAAAAGCUGGGAAAAAAGAACCACCUGUUAUUAUCAAAUAUAUAAUUGUCAAUCGAUUCAAGGGCCACAAAAAUAUGCAUGUAAAAAUCAGUAGAUUAGAUUGCACAGAGACACAAGUAUUACUGACUGAUGAAGUAGUGAAAAAAUAUAAAAAGCUUUCACCACUUAAGGAAUUUUGGUCUCCAAUUCUGAAUGAUUGUAAUGUGUGUCAUAACCAAGAAAAACUUGAUAGAAAACUAAAAGUCUGUUCUGGUGCUGGAAUGUCUUAUAUGUUCUUUGCUUCUAAAAAUAAAAAACAACAAACACUAGCUAAUGGGAUGUCAUCAAUUAAAAUAGGAUGUACUUUGAGUCAUCAAAAAGACAGUAUAAUUGAAGCAGAUGCUACAAAUACAGAAGUACCCAAGAAAGUACAAAAAUACGAUAAGUCAGUUUAUGAAUUUACAGAUGAAAUAGAACUAAAGCGCAUCACCAUUCGGACUGUGAGUAAGGCCAAUCAGUUAAGAGUCGUGCAUGAAGACUCUUCAUUACGAAACAUAAAGAAGAAACACAACAUACUUUCAAAGAAAAGGAGAGCAAAUGGUCAGAAUGGUGAAGAUACUUGUGAUAACAGUUCUUUAGAAAGUGCAAAUGAAAUGCCUCAAGUUCCAAAUGCAGACAUGCACAAAACUCCAGGUCACUGGAAUUCUGCUUCUACUUCUUUACUUAAUUUCAAUACUGCUAUCUUACAUUCCCCAACAUUCAGUGACAAAUUAGAAGCAUGUAGUGGUUUACUUUCUCCUGUUCCAGCUACUUGUUGCCCAGAUUGGUCGGUACCAUCUGCUUACAAUACACGGUCGGCUCCAGAAAUCCUUGGAGGAUAUUUCCGGUCUCUGCUGGAUGGGGAUGAUUCCUCAGCUAAUGAAAAUGUCCAACUUCCCUCCCAACAUUCCUGUGCCAAUGGCAAACACAAUGAAGUUGUGCCAGAAAACACUUUUUUUUCUUCACUGCAAAGACAAACUGAGGAAGCUUCUACAGGGUGCAACCAUAGUGAUUCAAAUGUGCUUUAUUUGGCAGAAAAGCCAAGCGUCCAGGAAGUUUGGAACGUAGAGAAGACUGUUCAGAAUGUACAUCCACAUAGUGUCAUGGGAAAAGAUCCAUUUCCCUUGUGCACGGUUGACUCUCAAAAUGAAAGACUGGUGCAGAUUGGAGUUGAGAACCGAUCAACUGAAAACAGUAAUGUAGAUCAAUGUGGCUUGAAGGUGUACAGUAGUCAUAAUGAAAUUAAUGCCAACUUCAGUCAAACAGUAUUAAAUGAAGAAACAAAGCAACCAUUUCCUACAAAAGAUUCUUCGUGCAUUUUAGACAUUUCAAACUUUACACCAGCAAAAGUAAAACAGGGCUCUUUUUCUGAAUUUUUACAGGAAUGUACACCAAAAAUCCUCUCCAAAACAGGCAAGUCUAAUAAAUCUUUGGAGCAGUGUAGCCAUGAUCAGCUUCCCAGUAAGGCUACAAGACCAAAUUUAUGUGUAGAGCAGUGGCAGGUUUGUAGUGAACUACACAGUACAAAUAUCCAUGCUUACCGCACCAACAGUGACCCAACAUGUGUUUCGUUUUCACAAUGUGCACAAUCUUCUGUUCAAUUGCAGACUUCUGAUCAUGUGAAUUCAAGUAAUUAUUCAAAAAUUAAUAAGGCAAUAAAUAUUGCAAGAAAUAGACUUGCAAAUUCAAAUGGAGGUCAGUGGGACAAAAAAGCCCUUCAUAAGUACCAGAAUUCCAAAACUGAGAUCAAAACUAUAAAAGUUGAGAAUAUUAAAAAGGACAGUGCAUCACCAGAAAAUUAUGCAACCAUUGGAGUUCAACGGAACUCUGCGGAUGCAUUAUAUACAAAUCAAAUAUGCCAACCUGAUAAAGCUUAUAAACCUAUAAAAGGGUUUACUAAUAAAGGUUUAGAAAUGUGUGCAAAGUUUGUGAAGAAGGAUUUAAUGAAUGCAAGAAACAAACUUCCUAUAAAGGAAGCAAAACUGAAUGGAAAAGGUAAAUACUCAGUUGCAUCUGCAGAGUCCUGUGAUGAUAUAUCUUGCGACAUUACUAGAGAAAGAUUAUUAAAUGGUGGUCAGAGAGAAUUUGAGGAACCUGGUAAUAUCCUUUCCAACAUAGUUUCUGGAAUGGCAGCAGUUAAUCAGUUUAUGAUGGCCUCAGUGGAACCAAUUGUGAAUCAUGGGGAAGUUGCUCUCCCUGCUAUUAAUCAGCCUUUGGAAAUGCAAAAUAGUUCCAAAUGGAAACCCAAACCAUUGCAGAUAUUGCACAUUGGUAUAAAAGAUCUGAAAACUAAGCCAUAGCAUGUUUCUGAAUGUAACCCAAGCAUUGUGAGUCUUAAUGCUUAUCCUGUAAUUCACAUUGCUUCUUGCUAUGUUCAAAUGUGUCUAGUUCUACUGCACAAAUAGCUGACUGCAACUGUCCAAGCAAUACACUUUGUGAGUAACAAAGUAAAAUAUAUAAUGUGAACUUUUUUUUUACCUCUACUUACAGCAAUGAUGUUUUUUGUUUAUAUACUUGGAACUCUUCAGCUGAUUUGCUGUUACUCAGCAUAGGUCCUUUAAAGUAAGGUUCAAUGACUGAGUAUUUUGAGACCUUGCCCACAAAAUAUACAAUGUUGGUACAAGAUAUGGUGCAAGAAUAGCAGAGAGUUUUUUUGGUACAUAUCGCUGUUUGAAAAGUCUGCCUUUUUUGCAGUACUUCAAGGAAUAUUGCGCCAUGGAGAAAUUUAGGACAUGUUUUUGAAGGUGGUGUCAGUUAGAUUUGCAUUCAGCUUAACGCCAAUACAGACUGUUUAAUAUAUGUGUAACUAUGGGAUACAUAUUUUAAUGUAUUUACCAUUGAACUUAUGUACUUAGAAUGAUUGUUAUUGAGAAAGGACACAUUUUUAAUAGUCAAGCUACCACUGCCUAGCUUUACUGUAAAUUAAAUUACUGUGAUUGAUCUGUCUUGCCUAUGUAGAAUUACCCCUUUGUCCAAUCUGCUUUUCUAUGCAACUUUUAAGAAUCAAGAUGUAGUAGGUCUUUUGUUGUCAAACGGACCUAAAUAUUUCAAUUCCAUCAGGAACAUUUUGACCAAAAUAUUAAUUUUAGAAGGAAAACAGUAAAAUUGGACAUACUUUAAGAAUUUUAAUUGUGAAAACAUUGUGCAAUAUGUUUUUAUUCUCAAAAGGUUUUUGUGCUAAAAUCCAUAUAAGUAGAUGUGAUCAGUUUAUUUUGAUUUACUUGAAAAAAACUUAUUGCAAAGAUUUGCUUGACCAAUAUGAAUUAUUGCUUUUAACUCCCAUAAAAAAAUCUUUUCUCUAACACUAAGCAUGAAAAUAAAUUUUAAUAAAACAAAUACUAAAUAGGUAGAGUUGUAAAUGAGUUCAUGGAAUUUUCCCUACUGACCAUAGGUUGUGAAUGUAUGUAGAUAAACCGAAACAGAAACCCAAAUUACAUGGGGAAAUAGUUUCAGUUCAAAAUUAACUCUUUUUACAGUCACAAUAAAUCACUCCACUGCACUUCUAGUGCUGAAGAUUGCAUGUUGCAGCAUUUCAUACAAUUUAAUUUCACUUGAGGCUCAUUAAAAAAGAUGACAG
Molecule: messenger RNA, 4927 nt
Organism: Carcharodon carcharias (great white shark)
Lineage: Eukaryota; Metazoa; Chordata; Chondrichthyes; Lamniformes; Lamnidae
Product: neurite extension and migration factor-like
Exons: 2
Coding region: 264-3650 (1128 amino acids)
Biological process (GO): negative regulation of cell-cell adhesion mediated by cadherin; negative regulation of cell-matrix adhesion; negative regulation of neuron migration
Cellular component (GO): nucleus
Source: RefSeq, a predicted model, not a curated record